AUGAGGGGCGAACACUGUAUCGCGGGCGCGAGCAUCCUCACGUUCAUGGCCAUGAUCCUCCUGGUCUUUGCCAACAUUGGCCAGAUCAGCUCGGGCGCCGUCACCAACGGCCUGCACCUCGUCGAGGUCAACGUUGCUGCCUUUGGCUCCGCCGUUCUCUCCGCCAACAAGCAGUCGAGCGGCCUGUACAACACCAAGAACACUGUCAUGGGCGCCUCGACUGGUCUGCGCCAGUACUACCGUUGGGGCAUUUACGGCGCGUGCGGCUACCAGAAGGACAACUCGGGCAUCUGCAACUCGACCCAGUUCGCGUACCCCUUUGAGCCCCUCGCCACGCUCAUCUCCGACGCCCCCACCUCGCCCACCAACUACAAGACCAUUAUCAACUCGAUCAUCCCCAGCACGGCCUCGGCGUUCAAGAACAACGGCUGGAACCACUCGCUGUCCGUCGUCGGUUCGGCGCUCAUCUUCAUUGGCAGUAUCCUGACCCUCCUGUCGUUUAUCACGGGUCUCGUCAAGCACCGCCUGUCCUUCUUCGUGGCUGCCGUCUCGAGCGGUCUCUCGGCCUUCUUCCUCAUGGUCGGCGCCGCGAUCUGGACCUCGAUCAUCUCAAAGGACAGCUGGCUCAAGCAGGUCAAGGUCCAGGGCAGCGUCGCGCUCGGUAUCACCGUCACCGCCGGUCCUGCACUCUACCUCACUUGGGUGUCCUUUGUCUUUGUCGCCCUGUCGGUCGCGCCGUACGUCAUCUCGUGCUGCACGUUCCGCAAGUAA
Messenger RNA from Apiotrichum porosum, 771 nucleotides. RefSeq lists its product as uncharacterized. Lineage: Eukaryota; Fungi; Basidiomycota; Tremellomycetes; Trichosporonales; Trichosporonaceae. Gene Ontology annotation, biological process: fungal-type cell wall organization. The coding region runs from base 1 to 771 and encodes 256 amino acids. Gene Ontology annotation, cellular component: plasma membrane; cell cortex of cell tip. The transcript is spliced from 4 exons. The record is from RefSeq and is a predicted model, not a curated record.